Owenia fusiformis is the source of this 2272-nucleotide messenger RNA. The record is from the annotation of a GenBank genome assembly. NCBI's taxonomy places the organism in Eukaryota, Metazoa, Annelida, Polychaeta, Sabellida, Oweniidae.
AUGUGUAAACAUCGAACAUGUUAACAUGGACCCGUUGACUUGGACCUACUUUUUGACAUAGACAUUUAAGACGUUUCUAGCCUAAGCCUACUGGAAUGACAUGCAAGGGAGUUAACGGAGACUCCAAGACAACUGCAAAAUGGAGAUGGUAAAAUUGCUUUUAAAAAUCCUGUUGGCAACAUUUGCAACGGUGGUGACAUGUAAUCGCCCGAAUAUUGUCAUAAUGCUGGCAGAUGAUCUUGGUAUCGGGGAUGUAGGGUGUUUUGGAAACGAUACCAUAAACACACCUCAUAUCGAUGGAAUUGCUAAGGAGGGAGUGAGGCUGACACAUCAUCUAACUGCAGCUUCAGUGUGCACACCGAGUAGGGCGGCUUUAUUGACAGGACGGUACCCGGUAAGGUCAGGUAUGGGUUCAAGUAAUCCUCUCAUCCGUAUGAACAUACAUGUAGCUGUACCAUCUGGCCUCCCUCCCAGUGAAGUUACCAUAGCAGAGAUGCUCAAGCAACAUGGUUACAAAACUGCAGUUAUCGGUAAAUGGCAUUUAGGACUGAACGAAAAAAGCUACGGGGACUUUAACAUGCAUCCAUUAAAGCAGGGCUUUGAUAGCUUCUAUGGUAGUCCCAUGACAAACCUGAAAGAUUUUGGAAAUGAUGGAGAUUCAGUUAUAUAUGCAAUGCACAAAAGAUGGAGGACUGUCCUGCUCUCAACUCUGGCAUUGGGGUUAUUGACUGCGUUCAUUGUACAUAGGAAACUGUCCGCACAUGUUGGAAUCUUUAUAGCUAUAAUCGUUAGCCUACCGUGUGGUUACUUUUACUUCACGUCAUCCAACAUGAAAAUGUUAAACAGUGUGUUAAUGAGAGACUUCGACGUUGUUGAGCAACCAAUACGUUUCCAGAACUUCACACAGAGACUAGUCAACGAGGCGCGUGAAUUUCUGGACGCCAGACGGAUGGACAAAGAACCGUUCUUGCUUUAUAUCCCAUGGCUUCAAGUCCACACGGUCUUACACACGUCUCCAGAGUUUAGGGGUCGUUCAAGACAUGGAAAAUACGGGGACAACGUUGAGGAGAUGGACUGGAGCGUGGGGGAGGUGGUUCGCUACCUUAAAGAGUUCAAAUUGAUUGAUAAUACAUUCGUGUACUUUACAUCUGAUAAUGGUGGCCAUAAACGGGAGUUCAGCAUAGAAGGGGAGAUGCACGGUGGAUAUAAUGGCAUAUACAGAGGAGGUAAGGGAGAUGGUGGGAUGGACGGUGGUAUCCGUGUCCCAACAGUUGCCAUGUGGAAAGGACACAUUCCCCCUGGGACCAUUAUCACUGCUCCUACCAGUGUCAUGGACGUAUUCUCCACUGUUGCUGCAAUUACUGGGGCUAAUGUACCGAAUGACAGGCUUAUAGAUAGUGUGGAUAUCCUACCAUUGAUGAAAAAGAAAACCUCCAAGCCACCACACAAGUUCAUGUACCAUUAUUGUGGAAACCAGCUCCAUGCAGUUAGGUACACACCUGGAAAUGGGGAUGAUGUGUGGAAGGUUCACUUUUAUACUCCCAACUAUGAACCAGGUACUGACACAUGUAAGUUCUUAUGUAUGGACUGCUCCAAGUCAAUACCACAUGACCCACCCCUGCUCUACAACAUCGAGAAGGACCCCAAAGAAUCAAAAGAAAUAGACAUCAACAGUAAUACAAUGUAUAAAGACAUAAUAGCCAAAGUUAACAUAGCUGUGGCACAGCAUAAGGGGUCUGUCACCCCUGUUGUGAACCAGUAUAGAUUUGAUAAGAUUUUCUGGAGGCCUUGGUUGCAGCCAUGCUGUAAUUUCCCACAUUGCAAUUGUAUUGACCCAAAAUAUGCUACCAUAACAGGUCAAAUGGAAGCUAAAUAUUUGUAGCGAAAUUUUCAAAUGUUUGGCUGAAGUAAUUCAAUCAUAUCGGUGUAGCCUUUUUUAUACCAUUUGUCCAAGAAUUAGUGUGUAAGGGUUUAUAUUUUUUAUAAUCUAAAGUUUGCCAUGUACACUAAAACGAAUAUUAUUUCUAUCAUUAUAACAAUAAUAUAGUUUAAAACAGAUGAGGUAUUAAUCAUGUUAAUUGAUAAACUGCAUUCUGUUUUAGACCUAAGCUGUAUAAGAAUUCAUCAUCAUCUGAGAGUAAAACGUAACAGCACACAUCCAGCAAGAAAAAAUUAAGUAUUCAUGUUAUUUUUGUGGCCUACACAUCAGAUCGAUUAAACAGAUAUUAAUGUUUUGCCUAUGCCAAAUAAAUAAAUAGUACCAUGGGUACUG